Pleurotus ostreatus (oyster mushroom) is the source of this 2001-nucleotide messenger RNA. RefSeq lists its product as uncharacterized. The coding region runs from base 1 to 2001 and encodes 666 amino acids. NCBI's taxonomy places the organism in Eukaryota, Fungi, Basidiomycota, Agaricomycetes, Agaricales, Pleurotaceae. Gene Ontology annotation, molecular function: protein binding. The transcript has 6 exons. The record is from RefSeq and is a predicted model, not a curated record.
AUGUCUUCAAUAUCCGGAUACCAGGGCUCUCUCUCCGAGAUUCGGAAGAAGCAGUCAAAACGCGACGAGGCUAUCAGGAAGAAGAUAGAGUCGGAACUCUCCAGGAAACGAACCAUCUCGACUACGAACUAUAACGGUUCGCGUGGCAAGCGGGGGAGUAAAAGUGCACCGGCGAAGGGCACUGUUGCGGCACUAAAGCCCACCCCGGCGUUGACUGUCCCCGAGAAUAUCACGGUUGCUGAAGCCAGUCAGCUAUGUGCGGCCAAACGCACAGAUUGUGUACUCGUCGUGGACGACGAAGAAGGGCUCAGUGGCAUCUUCACCGCGAAGGACUUGGCCUACCGGGUGACCGCGGAUGGUCUCGAACCCCAUACCACUCAAGUCCAUCAAAUUAUGACCAGAAAUCCCAUGGUCACCCGUGAUACCACAAGUGCUACUGAGGCCCUGCAAUUGAUGGUCUCGAAGCAUUUCAGGCAUUUGCCUGUAUGUAACGAAGAGGGCAACGUAGUUGGCCUCCUGGAUAUUACCAAGGUCUUCCAUGAAGCCCUUGCGAAAGUUGAACGCAGUUCUGCUGCCUCUGAACAAUUGUUCAGCGCGAUGGCUGGCGUACAGUCAGAGCUUGGAGGCGGGAUUUCUGCGAAUCCACAAGCCGCUGCCAUGUUGGCGUGGGCCGAAAGUCUGAAAGAGAAGACUGCACUUCCAGAUUUGACCACCGUCAUGGACUCCCGCACACACCCAGCUACCGUCGGACCGAAGGCCACUGUUCGUGAGGUUGCGAAGCUCAUGAAGGAGAGACGUACUACGGCUGUCUGCGUCAUGGAAGCCCCCGUUUCGUCCAUGGAACCUGCUAAGAUUGCCGGCAUCUUCACUAGCAAGGAUGUCGUUCUACGAGUCAUCGCUGCUGGUCUGGACGCUGGCAGAUGUAGCGUUGUUCGCGUAAUGACGCCUCACCCAGACACUGCUCCGCCCACGAUGACGGUGCACGAUGCACUGAAGAAGAUGCACACUGGGCAUUAUCUCAAUCUUCCUGUGGUCGAGGAAGAUGGUCGACUCGUCGCUAUUGUUGACGUGCUGAAGCUCACGUAUGCCACACUUGAGCAAAUGAAUUCUAUGGCUACUGAAGAGCCCACAGAAGCCGAGGGAGGUCCAAUGUGGGGACGGUUCUUCGACUCCAUUGGCCAUGACGACGGCGAUUCCGCCGUAUCUGGCUCAGCUCAUACACCGCACACUCCAGACCUCCGUCACAUGAAGUCGCUCUCGUCUAUGCACCACCUCUCCCACCUUCAGCAAUCACCAAUGUCUGAAGUUCACCCCAACGACUCUGCGUCAGUGGUUGACGAUGAGCCAACUUCCGUUUUGGACAGCUUCACUCGCCAAAAGGGCUUGGUCAUUCCCCCUACGACUGAGGCGCUCCCUGUCGAUGAUGGCACCUACGUCUUCAAAUUCCGCACACCCAGUGGCAGGACCCACCGAUUCCAAUCUCGACACGAUGACGUGGAACACCUCCGCGAGAUUGUUGCCGGAAAGCUCGCCACGGAUCCCUUCUUCACUGAGUUCAGGCCAAGUGACGGUUCGACCGAUCACCCUGACCCAAUUGACUUCAUCCUGUCGUACACGGACGCUGACGGCGACACGGUCCUCAUUACAUCCGACCACGACGUCACAGACGCAGUCAAAAUCGCUCGUGCCGCUGGGACCGACCGCGUGGUAUUGUUCGUGCAAGGUGGCAAGGGCUGGGCUGGCGCGGAUAAGGGAGAAGCAAAGGCGGCUGAGGCAGCCGCUGCUGCGCAGAUAGAAACACAAGAAGUCGAGAAACAAGAAUCAGUCUUGCCUGAACCCGUAACUCUUACGCCUCCGGCACACGUCCACGUCCCUCCCCCUCCACCCCAGGAGGUCCUUGGGAUCCCCAAAGACCUUCUGUUGCCCGCCAGCAUUGGCGCACUAGCUGUUGUUAUUAUCGGCGUAUUCGCCGUCUCCAGAAUGACGGGGUCAAGAUAUUGA